GUCUGGCAGACGCACGACAUCCUCCUCCCAUAUCUGUCGAAACGACAGCCGCUAUCUGGCACUUGCGGCGGCGACAGGACUCGCAAAACACCAGCGACUGACACGGUCUGGCCCUGUCGGUCUGUUGUCAAGCGCCGCCUGUCGGCUCGGGCCACGAUUUAUCGCGUCACCAUUGUUUCGAGUAAUGUCUCCGAGUUUGUCGCGACGCCAGGCGUUGAUCAGAUAGGCUGCGAUAGCCGAAGAAGAGCAUUGGGAUAUACACAGCGCGACCAGAAACGAGCGGCUCGUGUCGGUGUUUUACCAUCUGGAAGCGCCUCGGGGGUGUGGAUCUGCCUUGAUCUAUAAGUCGGACAGACUGGUGUCUGACCGAGAUGAGCUACGGUCCUGGUUACGGAGCGCCUCCGGGCUUUCUCUCGCAGGACUCCUAUCCGGGCCUCCAGAUAUACCCACAGCCGGCACAGCCUGUCCAGCAAGUCGGAUCGACCAGCGCCCAUGGCGCCGAAGAAGGGGCACAGCCUUCCUUCGAGUAUCUUCACACAGCCAUUCCUGGCUUGGGCUUGGGCUUUGCCGCCAGCGGGCCGGCGCCAACCCAGCAAACGGAGAGUGCCUGGACGAACGCGCCUUCAAACUCGCAACGAACAGCUUCCCAUGCGGAGCAAGCAGGUGCGAGUGCACCUGUAAAGCUGGGCAGCCCGGCUGAUGGUGGGUCAGAGGAGGGCGAAAUCAGCGACGGAGAGGCAGAAGACUUGUAUGAGCCGCCCGAGGUCGGAAAUGACGAGACCCUUGCCGCCUGGCCGUACGGUGGUACAAACGUAGGUGAACGCGUUGUGGCAGCGACCGGUCAGCCGCAAGCCCACAUCCACGCGGCUCGCGAACGUUCAGGCUCAUACUCUCCCUAUCUUUCACCCCGAGAAAUUGACCGCGAAGGCUCUUCAGCCUCCUGUGCACCCCAAGGCAAUUCGCCUUCACGUACCUCUGCAGCCCCGAACUCUAGCGCGAAAACGCUCGAUUCUGUUAGGAAGCAAGCCCGGGAGGCCAUUUUGCGCUUGUGGCCUCUCGACGUCCGGUAUCACAACUACAUCGACGAGGGCAUUGAUAGCACCUUGUUGCAAGCCCUUUUCAAAGACCUGGGUCUGGAGCUUCCGUCCAGCAGCCUGGCAGCGAAUUCUCGUUUCAAAACGGGCGGUCACAUCCAGCCAACGCCCGUGCCUGACCGUGGAGAGGGAGAAAAGACGUCACCAAAUUCGGCACCGGCCGCGAAGGCUAUGAAUAAAUCCGAAGAGCGCAAGGACCGGAUAGCUCGACUUCUGGCUGCGAAAGGCUCGAAGGCGAGUGCUCCGCCAACCAAGUCAAGUGCUGUGCCACUGGCAGACAACCAAUCCGCGACCAUGAAGAAACUGUCCGAAAAGUCCAAAAUACUUCGGGAGAAGAUGGAAGCGCUGAAGAAACAGAGAGAGGCUCUGGCCCAAACACGCAUUCAGCAGGCCGCAUCAAACGGCUCAACAGUCCCUCCACAGGACUUCGAGGUGACCAUGGACGAUGCCACAGCCGCUGUGGCUGCUAGCGGAGGCUUGCAAACAUCCGUCUCUGAGGCCCAUGAACCCGCAGGACUAUCGGGCCAACCCUCUCCGUCGUCAAUACCUGGACUGUUUCUGUCCACUCCCAAGCCCACUUUGCAAGAUCAAGCUGGCCUGCCCGACUCAAUGACGCCCCGCACGACUAACCUGGUUGCAAAGGAAUCUCACAGACCCUUUGGUCAGGCUAGGGAGUCGCGCCCUUUCUUGAUUCAUGUCAGUGAUGACGAGGACGAUGAGGACGACGAAAACGGUGACGCGGGAAUGGAAAUAGACUCGCCUGGCCUUGUCGCAUCACCUGUCCAGCACAGUGGUAUCUCCCCGCAUCUGCCGCCCCGCAAAGUAGCUGCUUUGUCUGGCUCCAGCCGUCGUUCGGCGUCGGCGCUGACUCCUGCGAGAAAUUCGGGCAACAGCAGUGGUGGAGAAGACCUCGACAGCAUGAAUAAGAAGAUUGAAGCAAUGAAACGCAAGAUUGCAGAGGCGGAGGCGCGCAAGGCGAAGCGCUCCCGACAGGUGUCACCCAUGGGCUCGCAACAGAACAGCAGCUCCCGCGCCGACAGUGUCGAGUCGUCAAGCACCCCCAUGGAGGCGAUCACUGGACGCGAGCUCACGAAUGGGAGCCGCACUCCGGUCAGCGACUCGGCGAUGGGUGCUACCCCGACUUCCAUGCCUGCCAACAGAACAGCGCAAUUUGAAGGUGCCGAGUUCGCUGUGCCCGCAUCUGAGCGGCGCGGUCGUUCUCGUGCGGCCAGCGAGCGUCUUCCCCUUCUUGAGGCUCGUCGUAGGGAGCAGCUUCUCAAGCUGAAGACGCUGCAGGCUCAGAUCGCUGUCAUCGAACAGGAGAUUGAAGAGGGCAGAGCUGAGGAGGAGAGACUCAUGAGGGACCUUGCCAUGCCUGACUUGGACCACGAGCUUCAACAAUUUGAAUCACCGUCCACACCCCCUGCUGGUCAGUAUUCGCCAAUCUUCAGCCGAUAACGGAGCGCAGAGAAGCUACCGGUUGCCUAUUCGAGGCCGGGCAAGCUAACACUCCGGCGCAGAUGCUCAGAGUUUGGCCGAUCAGGCGCCGGAACAGGUCAUGAUGGACCAGCCUGAGGUAUACGGCGUCGUGGGCAAGGGGGCCUCUCAUAACGAUGUCCAAGCACUGAUCGACGAGCAACCGCGCGCCGCGAGCGUAGGAGGCGAUGCCCCUCCGCUUGAGGCACAAAGGGGCGAAACUGGCCGAUAUUCUGACGAUGAUACGGGCGCCGUGGUGCAGGAGGUGGAAGAGGACACUCAGACGGGAGAACACGAGCGUGACGUGGACAUGGCAGAUGCGAGCGAAUCCCCCGAUGACGCUCCGGACAAUGAGUCGGACGACUACGAGCCCCCAGUCGCCGGAGCUGCCAGGGUGGAGGCUCUGGCUUCCCCCAUCCAGAGCCACAACAACAUUGUGGAGCAAGCGAGCGCGUCCUCCACAAACGAUGUUCAGCGUACAACGCCUGUGUCUUCCACCGCUGAACAGGUCCUGCCGGCCCGGCCCGACACCGCGAUCGUGGCAGGAAGAGAAGUAGAAAUGUCACCGCCAACGGACCACGAUGCUGGACAUCUAACGUUGCACCAGGUCCAGCCUGAAGCCGCGAGCUCGGCGCCGCCCGCCCCCCGCUCGACUUUUGUCCCAUACGAAACGCCACUGCAGUACUUUCACUCGUAUCGGUUCCAUCCCGGCUACCGACAGUCGGUAGGCGGUGGGCUCCGUUCUCUAACGUACAGUAAUAAGAUUGAUGCGCGAAGGGAGGUUUGCCCCGACCAGCUUGCCGGCAGAUCGUGCCCUCGGGGUGACAAGUGCGAGUACCAACACUUUGAGACGAUGAGGGUCGCAGACGACCAGAUCCUGCUCCAGUUGGGAGGCACGGGAAACUUUGACGAUGAACAGAAGCAGCAGUACAUAGCGGGCCUGCGUGAGCUGCUGACAGACUUUCGAAACCGCAAGGUAAAAGACUUCAACACGAUCAGCCAAGGCAUCGUCGAUUAUCGCGCCCGCUUCCAGAGCGACAAAUCCAAGAUCUUGCCGCUCGGCAACGUCUCCAUCUGACGGCACACCGUCAGUUGGUUGGCAGCGACGGCACCUUUCUUGGGCGCGACUGGGGGUGACUGGGCGCUCCUUGCCAGGGCAUCUGCGUCGUGCCACCCGAUGAUGUAUUAUCUAACCGGACUCCCUCCACCUGGCGUUUGGGCGCCGCAUUGCUAUUCCAUCUCAGCCAUGCAUCCUGGCGGUACAUAUCACGUAAUAACUCAAGAUACCCCUUGACGCCGCCUUUGGCCCUUUAUCGAGGGCGAUGCGACGGUUGUCGAAUAAUCCGGAGGAUCUCAGAAUGAGGCAGCUGUAAGAGCGCUUGCACGCGAGAGGACGGAGCCGUCACGGCUCGUGACGGCUGUUGGCUUGAGUUGCUCGUGGACGUAGCUUGGUGAAGCCGUGUCGCACGCAACGCACAACGGGCGGUAGUUGCGAAUUGAGUCUAUUUUCCACGA
Purpureocillium takamizusanense is the source of this 4085-nucleotide messenger RNA. RefSeq lists its product as uncharacterized. The record is from RefSeq and is a predicted model, not a curated record. The transcript has 3 exons. Lineage: Eukaryota; Fungi; Ascomycota; Sordariomycetes; Hypocreales; Ophiocordycipitaceae. The coding region runs from base 372 to 2552 and encodes 726 amino acids. Gene Ontology annotation, molecular function: metal ion binding.